This is a messenger RNA of Paramacrobiotus metropolitanus, 1236 nucleotides long. Its product is annotated as cytosolic-abundant heat soluble protein 89226-like. The transcript has 2 exons. The coding region runs from base 136 to 909 and encodes 257 amino acids. NCBI's taxonomy places the organism in Eukaryota, Metazoa, Tardigrada, Eutardigrada, Parachela, Macrobiotidae. The record is from RefSeq and is a predicted model, not a curated record.
CCUCGGUUCAAUGCGAAAAUAUUCAGUACGAAACGUCUGUUUGAAAAUUCUUCUUUCACGAAAGUACUUAAUUAUUGCUUCAAUUAAUUCUUUAGAUUAGCAUUUCAAAUCAGUAACAGCAUAUACGCAAAAAGAAUGGCGAAUGCAACUGCCCCGAGUUAUGCGGUGAAUCUCAAUCCAGCCGGACUUCCGGAAGGGAAAGAAUUCAAAUAUGAACGCGUCGAGAAAGCCAAAGUCGAUUCGUCCGGACAUGCAAAAGUGGUAGAUAUCCGAGAGGAUAUCGGCGGAGAAGAUCCAGGAAUGAAUUUUAAGGAUAAACGACCAGAUGUACCUCCAGGAGUUCCUAUUGGUGUAGUACCGUCAUCGGUAACCGAAAGCGGAACCGCACCGGAAGUCCCCAAAAAUAUCCCAGGCCCGUUUAUUUCCGAAGAGGACAGCAUUCACAGUCGCGAAUCUCACGAUGCCGUGAUUGUCGGUCAUCUGCCCAACAACGGUCAUACGUUGAAAAAGAUGGAAGUCGAGAAUAUCACGAAGAGUCCCGACUCGAUUUCCAUGCAAUCCGGCUCUAAUAUAAGUCGCACCUCCCAACAAGCUCUACCCGGUGCCACCGGGACAAAAGAGGUGCAUGAGCGCGUCACCAGCAAAGCACCGGAUACAGCGUCCAUUCGAUCGGGUUCCAAUAUAAGCCGUGCUUCCGACCAAGAAGUUGCCAAUAAGAUCGAAAAAACCAGUAUACAUGAUAUGCCGACCGGUAAGAGCGAUCCAGAGUACUCCGCAAAAACCGAACAGAAGGUCAAAGACGAUGGACGCAAAGUGACCAAGACGGAAGAACAUGUGCAGGAUGACAUGGGUCAUGCCACCACCAAGAAAAAGUUUGAAGAGGCCGCGCCUGAUGAAAGCAGGGUUUAGGAACAAUUAAAUGGAUGGGGAGCUGGGGACCAAGUUAUAAGUUAUUAUGAAAAAAUCUCAAUUGUGUACAUAUAUAAACAUGCCACGAGUUGACGAACAAAAACGCUGCGUUAGCCCUCGCAAUCUGUGGCUUAUUAAAAAGCAACUUAUUACACGCAGUAAAAUUGUUGUUUUGAUGGUCUGACUCUGCCCUCUGUCUCUGCUUGUAAAUUUUCUUGCGAUCAGAAGUACAAGGUGUAAUAAUGUAAAUUUUCACCUGAUCCAGUAUUCCAGCGGUGUUAUUUUCCGAUUCAAAAUAAAAGUUUUCGUGCCAUAAAAGAUUUUUUU